Brassica napus (rape) is the source of this 915-nucleotide messenger RNA. RefSeq lists its product as uncharacterized. The coding region runs from base 1 to 915 and encodes 304 amino acids. The transcript is spliced from 3 exons. The record is from RefSeq and is a predicted model, not a curated record. NCBI's taxonomy places the organism in Eukaryota, Viridiplantae, Streptophyta, Magnoliopsida, Brassicales, Brassicaceae.
AUGUCAUCAUCAUCAUCAUCUGAUGAUGUCGACGAAAGAUUGGAUGAUAUUAUCGACCAAAUCGUCGAAGAUACAUACAAUGAUAUUGUGGAGCCCCAACCAAAUAAUCGACGGAGACGUGCUUAUGUAGAACGAUAUCGUGAAGGAGGCCAUAACCGUUUAUGGAAUGACUACUUCAGCGUAGACGCGACAUACUCGGCACAGUUCAGACGGCGUUUUCGCAUGAAUAAGGAUUUAUUCAUACGUAUUGUCUAUGAACUCUCAGAGAACAUUCCGUUCUUUCAACAUAGACAAGAUGCAACCGGGAGGUUUGGUCAUACACCGCUUCAAAAAUGUACGGCAGCAAUUCGUCAGCUUGCUUAUGGUUCUGCAGCUGAUGCGGUUGACGAGUAUCUCCGAAUUGGUGAGAGCACUGCACUUUUGUGUUUACAUAAGUUCACUGAUGGAAUCAUCCGGUUGUUUGGAGAUGAGUAUCUACGAAGACCCACACCGGCGGAUCUUCGACGACUUCUCGAUAUUGGAGAGACACGCGGGGUAAAGUACGUGGUCAACGGGCAUCUGUAUAAAUUGGCGUACUACCUCACAGACGGGAUAUAUCCAAAAUGGUCAACAUUUAUCCAAUCUAUCACACUCCCCCAAACUCCUAAACAAGAGUUAUUUGCUAAAGUUCAAGAAGCAACCCGUAAAGAUGUGGAGCGGGCUUUUGGAGUUCUACAAGCCCGAUUUGCGAUUGUGAAAAACCCGGCUCUUUCAAUGAACAAGAUUCCUGUUGCUUCAUCUUUAUCUUCGAUGGGUAUUGCUUUGUUGUUUCAAGCGUUUCUUGGCGACGUCUCUUGGAAAGGUUCUGGUUUGAGCAAGGGACUUCUCUGCAAGUUCAGGGGUUUUGGUUCUCGUCUUGCGGUUUCAGCCAAGUAA